Messenger RNA from Mya arenaria, 7056 nucleotides. RefSeq names its product calcium/calmodulin-dependent protein kinase type II delta chain-like. The coding region runs from base 69 to 1538 and encodes 489 amino acids. The transcript is spliced from 19 exons. Gene Ontology annotation, cellular component: neuron projection; cytoplasm. Gene Ontology annotation, biological process: protein phosphorylation. Gene Ontology annotation, molecular function: ATP binding; calcium/calmodulin-dependent protein kinase activity; calmodulin binding. NCBI's taxonomy places the organism in Eukaryota, Metazoa, Mollusca, Bivalvia, Myida, Myidae. The record is from RefSeq and is a predicted model, not a curated record.
CAGGCUGACAAAUCUCGUAGUUUUCUCAAUCUCGCGCGAUUAGGCGAGAAGGCCAUUUACGAUUCAACAUGGCCGUUCCGAAUAGUGCAGUGAAAUUUAACGAUAUUUACGAGUUAAAAGAAGAAUUAGGAAAGGGUGCUUUUUCAAUAGUAAGAAGAUGUGUUCAAAAAGCCACAUUGCAGGAAUUUGCAGCUAAAAUAAUCAACACAAAGAAAUUAUCAGCAAGAGAUCAUCAAAAGUUAGAAAGAGAAGCUAGAAUAUGUAGAUUGUUAAAACAUACUAAUAUAGUUCGUCUACAUGACAGUAUACAAGACGAUGGAUUCCACUAUUUAGUUUUUGAUUUAGUAACAGGGGGAGAAUUAUUUGAAGACAUAGUAGCACGGGAAUUCUACAGUGAAGCUGAUGCAAGCCAUUGUAUGCAGCAGAUCCUGGAGAGUGUCAACUAUUGUCACAUUCAUGGCAUUGUACAUCGAGAUUUGAAGCCCGAGAAUCUAUUGCUAGCCAGCAAAGCAAAGGGAGCAGCGGUGAAGCUUGCUGAUUUUGGAUUGGCCAUCGAGGUACAGGGCGAUCAGCAGGCAUGGUUUGGUUUUGCUGGAACACCUGGGUACCUGUCACCAGAGGUGUUGCGCAAAGAUCCAUACGGCAAACCUGUGGACGUAUGGGCAUGUGGUGUAAUAUUGUACAUAUUACUGGUGGGUUAUCCCCCUUUCUGGGAUGAAGAUCAGCAUAGACUGUAUGCUCAGAUUAAAGUCGGGGCAUAUGACUACCCGUCUCCUGAAUGGGACACGGUUACGCCGGAAGCCAAGAACCUCAUCAACAGUAUGUUAACUGUCAACCCCUCAAAGCGGAUCACCGCUCAAGAGGCGCUCAAACAUCCAUGGAUCUGUGAUUGGGACACACUGCAACGUGAGCGUGUGGCUGCUGCUGUACACAGACAGGAGACUGUGGACUGUUUGAAGAAGUUCAAUGCACGCAGAAAACUCAAGGGUGCCAUCUUGACGACCAUGCUGGCUACGCGCAACUUUUCAAGUCGAAGCCUCGUGGUGAAGAAGAAUGACGGUAUAAAGGAAUCUACAGACAGCUCUGUCACCAUUGAGGAUGAUGCAGCAAGAAAAACACUUGGACCAAUGAAUGGCAAGAAGCAGGAAGUCAUCAAGCUGACUGAGCAACUGAUUGCCGCCAUCACAAGUGGCGACUAUGACGCCUACUCGAAGUUUGUAGAUCCGACGAUUACGAGUUUCGAGCCAGAGGCACUUGGAAAUCUGAUUGUAGGAAUGGACUUCCAUAAAUUCUACUUUGAUCAUGUGUUGGCCAAAAACCAAAAGCCAGUGAACACAAGCAUUCUGAACCCAACAGUUCACAUCCUGGGCGAUGAUUCUGCAUGUAUAGCCUAUGUUAGGCUUACUCAGUACAUUGACAAGGAUGGUUUACCAGCGACAAUGCAAAGUGAGGAGACACGUGUCUGGCAGAAGAAGGAUGGAAAAUGGCAGAAUGUUCAUUUUCACCGGUCCAGCGGACCCUCUGCACCAAAUAAAUAACCAGCACACGCAUCACGCCAUUGAUGGACAAAUUUUAUUUCCAAUUACUUAUCAUUGCCUUUCAUUCAGGCAAUUUUCUUACUCUAAAAUAUUGUUGCUCAUGUUUUUGAGAGAGUGACUGAAGAUCUUUAAAGGAGAAGCACUCCAAUGAAAAUGGAGUUGAAAGUUUGUGAGUUGUUUCCCAUGGUGGGAAAAUGAGAAGGUUUUCAAGCAAGACGCUCAGUUGUGGAGAAGAGAGAGUAAUAUUUGUGGUGAUUAGUUUUGUGAGGAGGUGUUUAAGAUAUUUUGUAGCUAUUCUAAUAUAUUGAGAAUCAUAGUGUCAUAUCAGCUAUUUUGUUUUAAUAAUUAAAUUAUUAUAUUGUUAUUACAAUUGUCAUUAGAUCUAUAAUACAUUGAUUGAACUUUGAUACCAUGGAAAAAAUAGCCAAUGAUAUAGAAAAUAAAAUAUUUUCUUAUUAAAUGCUUUAAAUUAUUUGUAUAAUUUACCAAAGAAUAAAUGAAAUUGGGUCAUAGAUUGUAUGGUCAGUCUCUGACAGGCCACUUUUAAAAUUAACAUUUUGAACACCCUUGAACUGUUUAAUGUACUUAAAAUGGUUUGAUAGAAAUCUCUCUUUGCUUUUACUUAAAGUGACAUCUUUUUUGGGACUUUUGAAUAUAUUCAUUGAUAAGAUAUUUACUGAUAUGUACAGCCAUACUUAUUUCCAUUAACUUCUGAUGGAAGCAAGAUUUUUGGAUUGAAUUAAGCCUAAGCAUGUAGCAAUUGUUAAUCAUAAUUCUAUGUUGAAAUAAUGUUUAACGUGAACAAAAACAUUCCCCUAAAUAAAAUUUAUUGUAGCAUUAGAAUUGUAGUUAGUUUUAAGAUAUUUUAUCACUGUAUGUAUUCAUGUUUAUUUUUCGAAAUUGAAUGUAAGUGUAAUUAAAUAUUUUAUGAACAAAUUUAAAAUUGUGUGAGAGGCGUUAUAUUAGCUCAUUUUAAAUCUUUAUUAUUCAUAUUUGUCAUUAAGUAUUGUAAAUUAUGCAUACAUCUUUGUUCUGCUGCUUUGGAAAAAAGCAACAUGGUGUCAAUAAGGUGAAUGAGUUCACUCAAGUUCAGUAAAAUUUGGAAUAGUAGUUUUGAAAUUUUAAAUUAUGAGAAUACACUGUCAAUUUGUUUAAUAUUUCCAUUUUAAACCAUACAGCUUGUAUCUGUAUCUGUGUUAAAAAAUGCUGAGAGUUUUGAACUUGAAUUAAAGUAAAUGUACAACUAGAACUUUAAAUUAUGUUUCCUUUUUCUUAAGUUGAUAUGCAAUUGUGUUUUAUUUUUCAUUCCUAAAUAAUUAUGUUGUUAAUUUUUCCAGGUUUUGUGUUGCCUCAAAACGUCAUCAAAUGUAUGAAAUUUAUUCAUUCACAGGCAUUUCCAUAUUCUGUUAAAAAAUCGGUAUUGAAAAGCCAAACUAGAAUAGAAAAAUGAUGACUGUUGUUCAGCAAACAAUAAUUGUAAGGGAAUUUUGAUCAAUUGAAGGGUCUCUCAUAGAUUGGCAACAAAUUCAACAUCUUUUAAAUCAAAAAUUGAAAAUAUUUAGAGAUUUUUUUUUAUAAAGAAAUAAUGUCGAUAUUGACCAAAAUAUACCCAUAUUCCAGCAAAUAUAACAAGUACUGCUUGGGAAACCAGUUUUAAAUUUAGCACAAGCACCUGCAGUGAUGUCACAUGAUGGUAUAAAUAGUAGUGCAGUAUCGUCAGCUGCACAUGUGCCGUAUACUCAUAUUACCAACUCAAUUCAAAGCAACCUUCUACAAAUGCAAGAUUUUAUUAUUUAUAGACAUUUCCUGCAUGGUGCAAACUUUUCAUCACUUUUUUUACUACCAUGAACGUUUACAAUACUUAUAUUGUCAGGGAAAUAUUCUUCCUAAAGUUGAUAUUUGCCAAUCUAUGGGAGAGCUCCUUGAAAACAUGUAUAGGACAUGUUAACAUUUGCAAAAACGCAAGACUGAAUCUCAAAUUAGGGACUGAAUUUUUGCAUACAUAUAUAAUUAUAUACAGUAAAUUCACACCAUUAUAAAUUAACUUACAUUUUUGCGCUUAUGUUAAUCAAUUGUUUUGAUCUGAAUUAUGGUUUUUCCUCCUUGAAAUUUAUUACAAUUAUAUAAGUAUACCCUGUAUUGAUCAAUAUAGACAAGGGUCCUGUAUUAGCCAUUGUUUUGUAUAAAGUUUUCAUGAGAUGUGUUUUUAUUUCUUUUCUUAGAUAUUAUUGUGUAAAAAAAAGCCACCUUCAUUGCAUGAACAUUUUCUACUUGGCCCACUUACUAUUGUGUACAGUAAACUGCGCUUACAACAAACUCCUCAGAACAUUCAAAUUUUAUCUUUUAUACCCAUAGUUUGUUAAACCAUGUACUGAACAAUUUAUUAUAAACGAUGCAUGUGUAUGAGGCUAACACAUAAAAAGAACAAGAAAUAUUAUCACCUGGGGUAAAUUAUCAUAAUCAUGCAUUUUUGGUGUAAAUUGGAUCCUCUUAUUCAUUAAUUAUUUGUAUACAAAUAUUGUAGCAGUGUUCCUGUACUGUACUCUAGAAAUUGUAUUUUAAAAUGGCAGCCUACUCUUUCGAUCCUAGUCUGAAUUUUUAUAAGGCAUACCUAAAAUGAAGAGUUUGUUUCCGCUCUUAUGAUCUACCCUUAGUUUUUGCAUUUGAUUGGGAUUUUUUUAUAACCAGCAAGAUAAAAAAAAAUCUCUCUUUUGGAUACAUAUUCAGUAGUUUUCUGCAUAGGAAAAAUGUAUUCAGACAGAAUGGGGACAUAAUUCACUGUAAAAAUUAUAUCAAGACACAAUUUCACUUUAAAAAUCAAUAGAAAAUCCUGACCUACCUACAUAUAUUUUUUGGCAAUGAAAUCAGAAACAGUUUUAUUUUAUUUUUUUAACCUUAUUUGUUUCCAGAAUUUUGACUUAUUUCUUAGUAACAAAAACAUGCAGGUGAAAACUGUAAGAUUGAUAGAUCAUAGACAGCAAUCUAAUUUUGCUUAGACAGCGAUAUGAAGCGUGUCACUUGAAACCUUUACAUAGCUUGGGGUUUAUUCCUUUUUUUUUCAAUGCUCUGAGUACAUGUUAACUUCAUAAUAUCUCAAAUUUAUGAUUGUAAACUAUUUUGGUUCAUAAUACUUAUGAAAUAUUUGAGCACUGAAUAUCGAUAAAAAUGUAUAAACAGAACUAAAUAUCUGACUAAAUUGUAGCUUGAUAUAGUCCAUGAGCAUUGUAAAAAAACUUGUGCAAAGAUCAGUUAAAGUUUGAGCCUUAAAACCUUUUGCUUCAACAAGCUAGUAUAUUUAAUGCAGGUGUUAGUAAAAAGGUACAAAAUGUUGAGUUAUGUUUAAUUAAUGACGUUUUUUUUUCUUUUCUUUUUAAAUACUAUUUCCUUACUUCAGAUGCAGUAAUUCCUUUACAGCAGUGUAAAUGUAUCUUGAUUCGUUCAGAUUUAGUUGUUAUUUGUAUGUGCAUAUUUACUUGUUCCAUGUGUGCAAUACCCACGCAAUUUUUAAGGCCAUUUCACUUCAUCAUAUAGCUAAAGUUUUACUGUUCGCCUUGUGAUAUUAUCAUAGACAGAAUUCAGGGUUUCUAAGAUUUAUUGCAAAAGUCCCAUCAUUUUAAAGUCAAUAGAUUGUAAAAGAAUUUUGCUUUGUCAAUUUUGAUUGCCAUAAAAUUUUCUAAAAGAAAUGUGAUUAUGUCGGUUAUAAUCUCAUCAUUUAUAUAUAUGAAUAAGAAACUACCCUUUUUUCUGAAAAAGCAACACUUUUUACUUGUAUGAUUAAAACAAUAUUUGUCAAAUUUCUUUCCUUCAAUUUCGUCACUUGUAAAUGCCAUAUUUGCUACAUAUAUAUAUAUAUUUAAUUUUUUUCCAUAUAAUGUUUAUUAAAUUUAUUAUAUUUCACAGUAUGAUUGAUUUUUAAUAAGAGAGUAGCUUACAUAAUUCAAAGUAUAAAUUUUAUCAUGUAAAUUAAUACCCUACCUAAUCAUAAUCAUGCAUGUUAAUUGCAUGAUUUAAAAUCAGUUGCAAAGCCAAUAUUCACAAACUUUGUAAAAAAACAACAACAGGUGAAUAAUUUUUUUUUUUUAAUUCAUCAAUGUUCAUAUAAUUCAUCUCAAAAUAAGCUAGACUGCUAAAUAUCUGGGGCCUGUUGCAAUAAGAUAUAUGAGUUUUAGACUUGUAAACCUUAUGAUGCUAAAAAGUGCUCGCUUAAAGAGUGCUCGGGAUUCCAUGUGAAAAAUGCCCUUGGGAUCCUUUUAUUGAAAUGCAGGUAACCCACAGAAGUGGAGUUAUGCUCACAGAUGGAGAGUUUUGACAACUGUUUGAUAUUUUGUCUUGAAUAAGCCAAUUUUUGCAUAAAUGUUUGGAAACCAGUGAUAUAAGACUGCUGACCAAAGAUCAGAACGCACAUUUCAUAUUUACGUUUGAAAAUACAAGUUUUAUGGCUAAAACCAUUACUAAUCCUUUAAAAAUAAUGAAUUUUUCGGCAUAUAACAUCAUCUUUCGAACGUGUGAUAAGUGUGAUCUGAUCUUUUGUCAGUAGUCUUUUAUUAAUGGUGUUCAGAGAUAUACACAAAAAUUGGUUUAUACCAAGAAAAAAAAAGUUGUUAAAACAGUCAAUCUGUGAGUGCAGCUUAAAGAGCUUUAUUGAAACCUGGCCCUGGAUACAAAAUUUGUAUGACAUUCAAUUGCUUGCAGAACAAUGAAAUUUUCAAAUCGCUGUAUAUUUCUUACAACUUUAAAUUAUUGUCACUGUAAAGAUAACACUUGUUAUAAAUAUUGCCUGUUUGUCUUUUCACAUUUUUUUCUUCUAUUAAAAUGAAUUGUGUUCUAAAUGUUGUUAUGGUUUUUACAAUUUUACCUCUUUGCUAUGGCCAGCUGACAUGGCCUUGGGAAGGUGAGAUACAUUGUUUGAUCUGUGAAACAUUUUUAACGUUCACAACAAUUAAAGGUUUUUUUUAUAAUCUCAUAUAUUAGACAGUGAAAAGUUGGCAAUUUUAAGAAGUUCUCAUGUUCCCUUAAAUGUCCCAGUUUCUUAAAUAUUAUACUUCUUACAUAUUUGUGAACUUUGAAUAAUUUUAUAUGGCUUAACAAAAAAAUGUUUGUUUCCAGUCACUAUUCAACCUUUUUUUCAGAAUUUUUUAACUUUUUAAGUGAAUAUUUAUGGUUAAAAAAUCAGAAACUUUGUUCAUGACGUGCAGACAGUAACAUGGAGAAUAUAAACAUACUAAUGAUUCAUGCCCAAUGUUUUGAUGAUUAUUUGUAUAUAUUAUUAUCAAUUAAUUUAUAUAACGAGGAACAAAUUAAUCAUACUUUUUAAUUGGUAAGUUUCAGAUCUGGUUCACAAUUACACAAAAUUUGUUAUUAUGAUAUAACUUUGUGUUCUCGUGAAAGAUGCAGUUUGUGUACAUAACCAUUGCAAGGCCGUGUCAGAGGCCGGUUGGUCCAUCACAUUGUUGUAUAUCAUUGUAGUUUUGGCAUUGAGUAUUCUCCAUACUUUUUUCAAUAAAACACAUCUCAAUAA